Molecule: messenger RNA, 1992 nt
Organism: Diplodia corticola
Lineage: Eukaryota; Fungi; Ascomycota; Dothideomycetes; Botryosphaeriales; Botryosphaeriaceae
Product: fumarylacetoacetate hydrolase
Exons: 3
Coding region: 1-1992 (663 amino acids)
Molecular function (GO): acetylpyruvate hydrolase activity
Source: RefSeq, a predicted model, not a curated record
AUGGCAGCCGGCUACACGAACUACGUAUCCUACGAGGAUCCGGCGACCAAACGUCCGCGCAUUGGCCAUCUCGACCUCGACACUGACACCAUUCACGCGCUGAGCUUCCAGUCCGGCGCGCCUGUCCAAAGCCUGUACCAGGUGAUUGAAGCCGGCGAAGAGAACAUCAGCCUGGAUGAGUUCGAGGACCCAACUCCUGUCUCCCGGCUCAGGGUCCUGCCUCCAAUCACCGGCCGCGACAUCCUUGCCGUGGGCAAGAACUAUUUCGACCAUGCCAAGGAGUUCAACAGGUCUGGCUUCGACAGCUCCGACAAAGUCGACGUGCCCUCUCACCCCGUCAUCUUCACCAAGCGCGCCACUUCCAUCAUCGCCCAUGGAGACCAAAUCUACCACCAUCCCGACUUCACCCACUCCCUGGACUACGAGGGCGAAAUCGGCGUCAUCGUCGGCAAAUCUGGCUACAGAGUCGCCCAAGACAACGCCAUGGACCAUGUCUGGGGCUACACCAUCAUCAAUGACGUGACAGCUCGCGAGAGACAGAGAGACCACAAGCAAUUCUUCAUCGGAAAGUCCGGCGAUACCUUUUGCCCAAUGGGUCCCAUUGCAAGGCCAGCAAAGCACCUUCCCGACGUCCUGCGCGUUCAGACUGUUGUAAACGGCAAACUUGAGCAGGACGCCACGAGCAACGACCUGAUCUUCUCCGUGCCGUUCCUCAUCAAGACUCUCUCCGAAGGCAUGACGCUGCAACCCGGAGACGUCAUAGCAACCGGAACACCCGCCGGCGUCGGCAUCGGCAAAAAACCUCCAGUCUACCUCUCACCAGGAGACACCAUCUCCGUCAGCGUGACGGGCCUGGGAACCCUCACCAACGCCGUCACCGCCGACUUGCCGCCGCCCCCGCCCAGCAGCCACCCGCCCUCGGCUACUGCUGACCUGCCCACGCUGACCACGCACCUCCUCCACGCCACCCUCCCGCCAACCAACAAUCCCGUCACCUUCCUCCCCACCCCCGGCUUCCCAGCAAGUUCCUUCUCCGCCCUGUGCGCUUCCCUGCUACAACACCCCUCCUCCUCCUCCUCCUCCUCCCCCGACACCGCCCACCACAACGUCUCCUACACGACCGCCACCGUAACCGCAACCGCAGCAAACCUCUUCCCCACGCUAGCCCACCCCCUCCGCACCCUCACAACCUCAACCACCACCACCACCCAACCCCUCACACUCAUCACCCACGGCCCCUCCGCCCUCACCGCCCUGCACCUCGCCUCCUCCCCCACCACGAACAUCACCAACCUCAUCCUCAUCAACCCCCCGCCGCUGCCGCCGCCGCCGCCGCCGUCGUCCCUCCUCCCACCAAACGACGACAACAACGACACCACCACCACCGACACCCACCUCCCCACCCGCCUCCGCCACCUCAUCGCCUCGUCCCGCCGCCGCUCCAACUCCGACUCCGGCUCCGACACAGCAGCAACACCACCACCGCCCACGAUCCCCGACCUCAUCGCCGCCCACGAAAUCGGUUCCAAGGCCAAGACGUCGGACCCGCUCGCCGUCGCCGCGUGCCGGCUGUCCGCCCCUGCCGAUGCGUGGGCGUGGGAGUGGGCGCGCGCCGCGCUGUUGGCGAGGGUGGUGGCUAGGGAGGUGGCGGCGGAUCAGGGACGGCGGCAGAAUCGGGCUGGCGACGAUGACGGCGGCGACGGGCAAUGGUCGGAUGGUGGGCUGGAUGGGCUGGACGAGGUGCGGGCGGAUGUGUUGGUCAUUACGGGGGAUGAGGACUGGAUGGCGCCGGCGGAGGGGUGGGAGGGGUGGGUCGGUGGGGAGGACGAGGACGAGGCGGAGGCGCGGGGGAGUGGGAGUGGGGAGGGGAAGAAGAGAAGGAGGGAGAUACGGGUGCUGGAGGGGGUGGGGCAUUGGGCCAUGUUGGAGGAUGUGCGUGGCGUGGCCGAGGCGGUGAGGGGGUUCCUGGCGGCAGCGGCGCCGGCGGCUUGA